Messenger RNA from Chaetomium globosum CBS 148.51, 1632 nucleotides. RefSeq lists its product as uncharacterized. The transcript is spliced from 3 exons. The record is from RefSeq and is a predicted model, not a curated record. Bases 1 to 1632 code for a protein of 543 amino acids. Lineage: Eukaryota; Fungi; Ascomycota; Sordariomycetes; Sordariales; Chaetomiaceae.
AUGGCGAGCAGUCUCGCGUGUAUGGCCGCCAUUGUGGCCAUACUCGUGACGACAAUGGACCGGCCGGCAAGCGAAUGGAACUUCUACUUCAGCAUCUCUGCCACACUCGCCCUCUUAGCAAUGACAGCUAAGUCCACGGCGGCCAUUGGCGUCGGCGCAUGCAUCAGCCAGUACAAGUGGCUCUACUUCAAGCGCGCGCCGCGCAAGUUGACCGACCUUGACCUGCUGGAAGAAGCAAGCCGGGGGCCGCUAGGGUCGCUAAUUCUUCUGGCCAGACGGCCGAUGGGGCUGGCGAGCAUUGGGGCCAUAGUCACUUUGCUCGCAUUGGCCCUCGAUGUCUUUGUUCAGCAGAUGGUCCAGUUGAAUCCGCGUGAUGUUGCCACCGACGAUGGAAAGGCCGUCCUCGGCCUUGCACAUACCUACAACGGCGGCGCGAAACCAAUAUCAGUGCUGAACGCCAUCUACAACGUCAGAGCCUACACCGCCGAUAACUCGAUGCAGGGAGCCUGGAACGGCACAUAUGUGUCGCUUGGCUUUACCAGCACCUGUGCCGACGUGACGGACGCGACUAUCCAGAGUCAUCCAAAUGCGUCUGCCACAUGGAAUGGCUUUGCUGCUGGCCGCCGCGAAGACAUGAACCUAACUACCCCCGGCGGUGUCGAUCUACAGGCGCCUUAUUCACCCAGUUCAUGGCAAACAGUCGUCAGCGUCGGCGGCCUCUCUCGCUUUAACACUAGCCAAGACGUUUCCCCCCGCCCCGGCCAGGACCCCGUCACGAUGUCUCCUAAUAUUGCCCGAAUUGCAGUGUUCAGGGCACCGCCCGAAGAGCAGAAUUGGCUCAUUUCGCUGGACACAGUGGAAAUAAUUGAAUGCGACGUUGGACUAGCAGCAUACCGCUACUCCAACUUGUCGUCCUCGGGCAGCAAGCUAACCAUCGGCAACCGUGAAAUGGUCCGUCUCGAGGCGGGCACCCUGACCUUCAACGGCAUCAAUGCAGAUAUGGUCGUGUUCGACCAACCCGGUCUCCCCGUUCUACGGGCCCGGGUCCCGGAUAUCGUGGCCCUAGCGCAGUUGUACACGUCGACGCGGUUCAUUGGCAAUAUCCUCGACGGCGAGGGCCAGCCGUCCCCGCCCGGGGGCCUGGGUGACGCCUUCCGGUCGGGCAACAUCUCUCGCACCGUGCAAGCUAUGGCGGAGAGCAUGACCGAUCAGUUGCGGGCGAGCCGGGAGGUCAAGGGCAACGGGCAGAGCAUCAUACAAGUGGUCUUCGUCGACGUUGAGUGGGGCUGGAUCGUGCUCCCCAUCGCGGUGCAGCUCAUCUCAGCGGCGUUCUUGUUGCUCAUCCUGGUCCAGAGCGCGCGGACCAAGGACCUGCCGCUGUGGAAAUCGUCCUCCACCGCGCUGCUGACGUACGAUGUUAGGUUUAGCGAGGACGAGAACGGGGUGGGGAACCUGGGGACUGGGGUGCGGAGUUUGAAAGAGCUGGAUACGUUGGGCGAGUCUGUCACGGCGAGGUUGGAAUUACCUGACCCUGGGUCAUCAUCGGCCGAGGCGGCGCCGGAUGAGAUCAGCCCGAGUAGUAUGAAGAGACUGGAGGCCCAUGUCUACCCCGUCAACACGAGACAGGGCUGA